This is a messenger RNA of Hyalella azteca, 2136 nucleotides long. RefSeq names its product 1-acyl-sn-glycerol-3-phosphate acyltransferase delta. The transcript has 7 exons. Gene Ontology annotation, cellular component: endomembrane system. Gene Ontology annotation, molecular function: 1-acylglycerol-3-phosphate O-acyltransferase activity. The record is from RefSeq and is a predicted model, not a curated record. The coding region runs from base 147 to 1370 and encodes 407 amino acids. Lineage: Eukaryota; Metazoa; Arthropoda; Malacostraca; Amphipoda; Hyalellidae.
UACAGAAAUGAGGCAAGAAACCUUUGAGAUGGCAGGAGAAUUUUCAAAAUAGUAUCCAUACUAUUAAAAUUUCUUGUUGAUGUGCAGCUAAUAUAACAUAUUAGGUAGGAUUUGUACCAAGUUAUAAGUUAAUAUUGAUAAUAAUCAUGUGGGAAUGGAAGGACUUCACAGAAGUGAGACGUUGGCAUGUCCUCCACUUGGUCCUGUGUGUGACAUUCUUCAUAGCAUCCCUAAUGAUCAAUGCAGUCCAGUUCAUCCUAUAUUUCACCAUCCGACCCUUCAACAAAUCUCUGUACAGAAACAUCAACUAUUACCUCAUGUAUAGCAUCAUGGCACAGAUAUUGUUCCUGGCUGAGUGGUGGUCAGGGUCAGAGGUGCGGGUGUACACAGACCCUGAGGACAGAAAGCUGUGGGGCCGAGAGCACUCGCUCAUCAUCAUGAAUCAUACGUAUGAAGUUGACUGGCUCAUGGGCUGGAUGGUGGCUGAUAGAUGUGGCGUCUUGGGGGCAGCAAAAGUGUUUGUGAAGAAGAUGAUGCAGUAUGUGCCUACCAUCGGAUGGGCCUGGCAUUGUUCGGACAUCAUCUUCUUGAGUCGUAACUGGCAGGAAGAUAAAUCCAUCAUGCAGUCCCAGAUCAAGGAGUUUUAUGACUACCCCUACCCUAUAUGGAUGCUGCUGUUUGCUGAGGGCACACGCUUCACGCAACAGAAGCACCAGGCGUCCAUGGAGUUCGCCAGGGAGCGCGGCCUGCAGCAGCUCAAGCGCCACCUCAUCCCUAGGACCCGAGGCUUCAUCCAGUGCGCCCAGAGCCUCCAGGGACACUUCCCCGUCAUCUACGACGUCACUGUUGGAUUUAAUACGAAGGAAGGAGCUGAGCCUACGGUGCUGAACAUGCUGCAGGGACGUCGCGUGGUGGGAGAAAUGUACAUUCGCCGGUUACCUCUGAGAGAUGUACCUGUAGGGGACGACCAGAAGACCUCCCAAUAUCUACAUAAUCUCUACCAGACCAAGGACCGUCUGCUGGACAGCUACUGUAACACGGGAAGCUUCACCAGCCAAAACGAUAUGCCCAAUUACUCGGUGGUCACCCUGGAGCGUCGAUGGUACUCACUCCUGAACGUGAUGGCGUGGGUGAGCAUCGCCGUCUACGGAGGAGUGAGGGUCAUGUGGAGCGCCUCCCUCCUGCUGCAGUGCACGGGGGCUCUCAUUUUCCUCCUGGCAUAUGUGGGCUUGUACAAGCUCAUUGGCUUGACGAAGAUCACAAAGGGUUCCGAAUAUGGUAAGACCUCUCCCACCACACACUCCCCUCCGGCAUCUUCCCCACUCGCUCCCUCUUCCACUUUGUCAGGCAAUUCCAAGAAAGUGGAAUGAUUCUUAGCAUUCCUUGGAGCUUGGUAUGUCGUCUUGUUGAAGCCAUGUCGUCGUUUGCAUGGCAAUCUGUUGCAGGCUGACCCAUGACACUCUGAUGUAAUUUCCGCUAGUACUCUGCAGUUAUUAAUACCCCAUGUAUUGCGGAAUAUAACUUUUACCAAUAUGUAAUAAAGUAAAGAAAGUGGGGGAACAAAAACUUUACACUGAGACGUGCUGCACGGACUGGGCAUUGAGUUUGGGUUUGAUGAUCAUGGGUGAGUGUUGUGCGGACUAUGGGAUAGAUCGUAUGCAUUCUAGUGCAAAUUUCGGUACAUUUCUUCCAGUCACAGGACUGCGUGUUCCACUUCUGCCAGUACUUAAUUGUUAAUUAAUUAGGAAACCAUUACGUUGAUUGAAUGUUUGUGGCUGAACUGUGGAGCUUAGUUCUUGGGUCAUCGCAAUUUUUGCAGCGUUUCCCGUGUCACUUCCUGGCGUUAUGCUGGUGUCUAUCAGUGUUAUUUACACCCUCCAGUCAGAUAUGCAAUGUGGGUCGAUUACUUGAACUUGAUCCAAAGGCGCAUUUUCUACAAGAGUCCAUGUGAUCACUCCGACCUCCAAUACAUACCAACCCACUGUCAGCUUCGGGAACGAUUGUUCUGAGUGGUGUAUUCAAAUUUGUUCAUUCUUUGAAGGGAAUCAUUCUAUUCUCACCAUUCGUCGCUCUAGUCAUGUAUAGGGUUGGCCAAUUCUAAUAAAGUCGAUGUGUUGAUGUGAUAAAUAAUGUUGA